UUUCAGCCAGAGGACAGGGAAAGAGCAAGAAAUAAUUAUUAAUUGCUUUCUGCUAUCAUGUGAUCUUCUCGAAUUUAUCUUCCAAAACGCAACCACUUCUCAGAAGUCUUUAGAACUAUAUGACCUAUUGCAAAACACACGCCUUGGUGCUUGCAUGGGCCAAAUGGAGCUGAGCUCAGUGUUGCUCAGAACAGGCCGGUUUGGCAGUGAAACUUAGAAACUCAGCUAGAGCUAGGAAGAAAGAUUGAAAAGGUUGAAGCACAGGAUGAAGAUUUAUUUCGAUGCUUCCAGGCCAGACCACCAGGAAGCUUUAAGAGCACUGUGGUCUGCCACAUAUCCUGAUAGGAAGCUUCACGGUUUGAUAUCUGAUCAAUGGAAAGAAAUGGGAUGGCAAGGAAGAGAUCCAUCUACUGAUUUCAGAGGAGCUGGAUUCAUUUCUUUGGAGAACCUGUUAUUCUUUGCCAAAACAUUUUCGACAUCAUUUCAACGUUUACUAAAAAAGCAGGGAGGAAAGCGAUCUGCUUGGGAGUAUCCAUUUGCUGUUGCUGGUGUAAAUAUCACUUUCAUGAUCAUGCAAAUGCUUGACCUUGAUGCCUCAAAACCUAGGACAUUUGUCAGAUCAGUUUUCUUACAAAUGCUGUCAGAAAAUGAAUGGGCUUUUGACUUGCUCUAUUGCGUGGCUUUUGUGGUCAUGGACAAGCAAUGGCUGGAAAGGAAUGCAACAUACAUGGAGUUUAAUGAUGUAUUGAAAUCCACAAGGGCUCAAGUGGAAAGAGAACUUCUAAUGGAUGAUGUCCUACGGAUAGAAGACAUGCCUUCUUACGCCCUUCUCUCUUAACAGAAACUAUCUAAUGUUCAAUUUGGUUUGUUUGCUGAAGUUGCUUUUUUUGUGCUUGCUUUUUUUGCUUUUAAGAAAAAAAAAAAACAACUUUAGCAAGUUAACCAAACAAAGAGUUUCAUGCUGGACUAGUUUAAGGCCACUGAUUUAUUUUAGCCUUGAAGUUGUAAAAUCCCUCUAAUCAUGUUUCUUUA
Molecule: messenger RNA, 1032 nt
Organism: Hevea brasiliensis (rubber tree)
Lineage: Eukaryota; Viridiplantae; Streptophyta; Magnoliopsida; Malpighiales; Euphorbiaceae
Exons: 8
Coding region: 266-838 (190 amino acids)
Source: RefSeq, a predicted model, not a curated record